Molecule: messenger RNA, 681 nt
Organism: Helianthus annuus (common sunflower)
Lineage: Eukaryota; Viridiplantae; Streptophyta; Magnoliopsida; Asterales; Asteraceae
Exons: 1
Coding region: 1-681 (226 amino acids)
Source: RefSeq, a predicted model, not a curated record
AUGUCAAACUGUGUUUUAAAUCCAACGGUGCCGGAUAGACUUUUUUGGCGGACCAGAUCUGGUAGAGAGGUUGAUUUUAGUGCGUCUGUGGUUUGGGAUGAUAUUCGAGUGGUGCGUGAUGAAGUUCCUUGGACGGGUAUGGUUUGGUUUUCUCAAGCGAUCCCUCGCCAUUCGUUCUUCAUGUGGUUACUGGUAAACAAGAAGUUAAAAACUCAAGAUGUGAUGAGAUCAUGGUGCGUGUCGGGCAAUGCUAAUUUUAACCUUCUAUGUUGUUUGCUGUGUACGGCUGGCCCGGAUUCUCACGAGCACUUGUUUUUCGAGUGCCAAUAUGCAUCGCAGGUUUGGAAUGGUAUUAAAGGAAAAGCUGGUAUGGAUACGGUUCAUAACUCUUGGGAUAGUAUCUAUGAUCACCUUGAACGGUAUGCUAAAUCAACGUCUGCCCGUCACAUUAUUGGGAAGCUUGUGGUUAGUGCAGCGGCGUAUUUUGUGUGGCAGGAGAGGAACCAACGUCUUUUCUCAUCUAGGAAAAGGAAUGCAAUCAAGCUUAUUGAGGUGAUUUUAGCAACGGUUCGGUUGAAACUGCAGUCUAUGCGAUUCAAGAGGACUAACCAGAUUCAUGGGAUUCUUCAGGAAUGGAGCUUGCCUCGCGGGUUGCUGAUGGAAGAUGAUGACUGUGGUUAA